CUUCUGCAUCUUGCUGAGCUCUGUUCUCUCCAGCACCUCCCAACCCCUAGAGAUCAACCACCUUGCUCCGCAGGAACAAGCCACCAUGUCUCGCCAGUCGAGUGUGUCUUUCCGGAGCGGGGGUAGCCGCAGUUUCAGCGCUGCCUCUGCCAUCACCCCAUCUGUCUCCCGCACCAGUUUUACCUCUAUGUCCCGAUCCGGGGGCGGUGGCGGUGGAGGCUUUGGCAGGAUCAGCCUUGGAGGUGCUGGUGGAGGAGGAGGCUACGGCAGCCGGAGCCUCUACAACCUGGGGGGCUCCAAGAGGAUCUCCAUCAGCACGAGCGGCGGUGGCUUUAGAAACCGAUUUGGUGCCGGAGGUGGCUUUGGCUUUGGAGGUGGAGCUGGGAGCGGAUUUGGUUUAGGCGGUGGAGCUGGUGGUGGCUAUGGGUUUGGUGGAGGCGCUGCCUUAGGGCUCGGUGGAGGCGCUGGCUUUGGAGGUGGCUUUGGUGGCGCUGGCUUCCCUGUUUGUCCCCCUGGAGGCAUCCAAGAGGUCACCAUCAACCAGAGUCUUCUGACUCCCCUCAACCUACAAAUCGACCCCACCAUCCAGCGAGUGCGGACUGAGGAGCGGGAGCAGAUCAAAACCCUCAACAAUAAGUUCGCCUCCUUCAUCGACAAGGUGCGCUUCCUGGAGCAGCAGAACAAGGUCCUGGACACCAAGUGGACCCUGCUGCAGGAGCAGGGCACCAAGACCGUGAGGCAGAACCUGGAGCCUCUGUUCGAGCAGUACAUCAACAACCUCAGGAGACAGCUGGACGGUGUGCUGGGGGAGAGAGGCCGCCUGGACUCGGAGCUGAGGAACAUGCAGGACCUGGUGGAGGACUUCAAGAACAAGUAUGAAGAUGAAAUCAACAAGCGCACCACUGCUGAGAAUGAGUUUGUGAUGCUGAAAAAGGAUGUGGACGCCGCCUACAUGAGCAAAGUGGAGCUGGAGGCCAAGGUCGAUGCACUCAUGGAUGAGAUCAACUUCUUGAAGAUGUUCUUCGAGGCGGAGCUGUCCCAGAUGCACACCCACAUCUCCGACACGUCCGUGGUGCUGUCCAUGGACAACAACCGCUCCCUGGACCUGGACAGCAUCAUCGCCGAGGUCAAGGCCCAGUACGAGGACAUCGCCAACCGCAGCCGGACAGAAGCCGAGUCCUGGUACCAGACCAAGUACGAGGAGCUGCAGCAGACAGCGGGCAGGCACGGUGACGACCUCCGCAGCACCAAGCACGAGAUCUCCGAGAUGAACCGGAUGAUCCAGAGGCUGAGAGCCGAGAUCGAUAACGUCAAGAAGCAGUGCGCCAACCUGCAGAACGCCAUUGCUGAAGCUGAGCAGCGUGGCGAGCUGGCCCUCAAGGACGCCAGGAACAAGCUGGCUGAGCUGGAGGACGCCCUGCAGAAGGCCAAGCAGGACAUGGCCCGGCUGCUGCGUGACUACCAGGAGCUGAUGAACACCAAGCUGGCCCUGGACGUGGAGAUCGCCACCUACCGCAAGCUGCUGGAGGGCGAGGAGUGCAGACUGAGUGGAGAAGGAGUUGGACAAGUCAACAUCUCUGUCGUCACAAGCAAUGUCUCCUCUGCCUACGGAGGUGGCGGUGGCUAUGGCCUUGGUGGAGGCCUUGGCGGAGGCCUUGGUGGAGGCCUUGGUGGAGGCCUUGGUGGAGGCCUUGGCGGAGGUCUUGGCGGAGGUAGUGGCGGUGGCUACUACUCCCAAAUGGCGGCCUCUACCGGCCUAGGUAGUGGGCUCAGUGCGGGGGGCUCUAGCUUCAGUUCAAGCAGUGGCCGAAACCUGUCUUUGGGCUUAGGCAGCGGCAGUGGAGGGGGCAGCGGCUCCAGCGUCAAAUUUGUGUCCACCACCUCCUCCACCCGGAAGAGCUUCAAGAACUAAGCCUGCUGCAAGACACUGCUUCCCUAGGGCAGCAACCGGCCCCUGGUGACCACUCUUCUAAGUGGUGGCCAAGCCAAGUUUUCUCUUUUACUGGCGUGUAGUCUAGACCAAGCCUAUUGCAGAACCACAGUCUUUGGUUCCCGAAAGGGCCCAAUCCCCAGUCUCUAGUUUCCUAUGCCUCGAUCCGAUGUUCUACUUCAAAUCAACCUUUCAGUCUCUACAGCAUGGUCCUUGAUAAGAGAAAAAUCCAAAGUUUUCCAGUAGCUAAACCAUCAAAACAGAGUCCCCACCCCAAUCCAAAAUUGUGUUCUGGUUCUGACUACCUCCAGGGUGUGUUCAAUA
Molecule: messenger RNA, 2254 nt
Organism: Molossus molossus (Pallas's mastiff bat)
Lineage: Eukaryota; Metazoa; Chordata; Mammalia; Chiroptera; Molossidae
Gene: KRT5
Product: keratin 5
Exons: 9
Coding region: 86-1912 (608 amino acids)
Biological process (GO): intermediate filament organization; keratinization
Cellular component (GO): keratin filament
Molecular function (GO): structural constituent of skin epidermis
Source: RefSeq, a predicted model, not a curated record